CCACCUCCUCCUCCCGUCUUGACACCAACACUGCUGUCACCCACACCCCCAACCCUCUGGAAGAUCUGCCAUCUGAGUGCAGGGUGGGUUUUGGACUUCUCGGGACCUGGGUCCAGCCGUCUGUCUCUCCUCCCAGGAUUACAACAAAAACCCGUCAUGCCUCUGGGAACACCUGCCCCCCUAAACAAGCGGAAAAAGCCCUCCAAGAUCAUAACUGACCUAUCACAUAUCACUCAGGAUGAGUAUGAGUCGGAGCCAGAGGCAUCGGAGUUCGACCUGGGAACAAAGAUCAGGACUCCCAAAGACAUCAUGCUGGAGGAGCUUUCCCUGAUGAAGAACCGAGGCUCCAAGAUGUUCAAGAUGAGGCAGCAGAGAGUGGAGAAGUUCAUCUAUGAGAACAACCCAGACGUCUUCAGCAGUGAGUCGAUGGACAACUUCCAGAAGUUUGUUCCCUCUCUGGGAGGUCAGAUAGGAGGUCAGAUGAUAAACCUUGGUGGGCAUUUUGUUAGCAAGCAGGCUGAACAUCUGCAUUAUGGAGGGAUACACGGUGUAGGAGGAGCCCCUGUGCCUCCUCCAAAGCCUGGAAGCAAAGGUGCAGGAGGAGCAGGAGGUGUAGGAGGUGUAGGAGGUGCAGGAGGACUGGGUGGUGGCGACCUUGGAAAAGGAGAAGGAGCUAGUGAGUGGUCUCCACUAAAAGGAGGCGGAAGUGAUACUUUAUCAAAGAGGCAGAUGUAUGUGAAGACGUACGUGUCGCCAUGGGAGAAGGCAAUGAAGGGUGAUGAGAGUCUGUUAGCCACCCUGAAAGCAGCCAUGCCCGGUCCCAUUGAGCGAAAGGAGCUGCCCAAGUACAGAUGCUUCAACAGGUCUGCCAUGCCCUACGGCGGCUUCGAGAAGGCUAACCAGUUCCUGAAAUUCCAGCUGCCAGACUCUGAGGCAUCCAAACAGGAGCCUGAACCUGCAGUGGUGUACCAACAUGACAUCGGCUGCCGGCCUUCCUUCAACCGCACUCCCAUUGGCUGGGUGGGCAGCAGCGAGCCCAGCAGCAUUCAUAUGGAGAACGAUGCUGUGCCCUUCGAUGGAGAAACUGAUGAGCUGUGAAAAAAUAUUCAUAAUGUGACAAUGUUCACUGUGCACACACUCGCGGAAGCAUGAAUGCAUACAUACACUUUAGCACGCACACACAUCAUAGAUGAGCUUACAAUUAACUGUUAUACUGAUGAAUUUGAAUUUCUCAGCGUGGAUAACUGAAAGCGUACAUCAAAUGUGGUCAUGUUCUUAUCUUGCUCUGUAUUUGGUUUUAAGGCAAAGAAACAAGCUUAGACGUUGCAGGGAGAUAAAACAUCAAAUGUUUAUUUGUAAAGUUCGUAAGUGGAGUCUAAACAGUCCUUUGAUUUGUCAGAAAAGUUGUUGUCUGUGAAAAGUAGCAGAUUUUGUCAAUGAAGAAAGAAUGAAUCAUGUAUGAAGGAUAGAUUUAAGCAAUGUUACUGUUGUGCAUGCUGUCUUGAUGUCAACUUGUUACCAUAUUUAUUUCCCCAAGCCUUUUUUGUUGUUAAGAUUCUCUGAUCUUUUGAGCUAUGAAAAUGCUACAAACUUGUCUAAUUCAUGAUGCAUGCAUAGAAUCAUUAAUCAACAGUUUCUCCACAAUAAACCAUUUAAAACUGUAA
This is a messenger RNA of Toxotes jaculatrix (banded archerfish), 1664 nucleotides long. It is a transcript of the gene myoz1a, whose product is annotated as myozenin 1a. The record is from RefSeq and is a predicted model, not a curated record. Gene Ontology annotation, cellular component: actin cytoskeleton; Z disc. The transcript has 7 exons. Bases 157 to 1098 code for a protein of 313 amino acids. Lineage: Eukaryota; Metazoa; Chordata; Actinopteri; Toxotidae. Gene Ontology annotation, molecular function: FATZ binding; telethonin binding; actin binding.